UUUUUAUAGUAAGAGAAUUUUGAAACUAUCAAAAAUGUCGUCUAAUGAGUGUCGAGAUUUUGAUUUGUCAUCAUUGAGAAAUUUAAAGUUUGAAAUUGUCGAAAGAUUAAAUUACCAUCGAAAUCAAUUAGAUACUUCUUUAGAUAAUUAUCAGUUAAGCUUGACAAGAAAUUUUAAUUUACCUAUUUCUUCGCAUCCUGAAUAUCAACUAGUAAAAGCCAAGUAUGAAGAUUUUGAUAAAGAUAUUAACAAUUUUCGGAAAUACGCAAAUUUGUGGUACGAAAAGGCAGUAGCAGCUGCUGUGGAAAUAAAAUUUAUGAUAAAGACAUUUGAAAAGAUAGCAGCGAAUAAAAAUUAUGGAAAGAAAGGCUUAAAAAAAUACAUCAAGAAUUUCCAUAAAAAAGUUGCUAAGUAUGAUAAUUAUGUUAGGAAGCUUAAUAAUAUAAAAAGUAGUUUGGAAAAGUCGUUUAAAACGGAUGACCAGGGGAAAAAUAGGUUGGAUUCAUUUAUUGAUGAUUUGCAGAUUUAUGAUGAAAAUUCGAAAAGUGAUUCGAGUUCGGAAAGUCAAAGUUCUGCAGGAAGUGACUCAUCAAGUGAACAAUUAUUGGCUCGAAGCGAACAAACUAGUUCAAUUCAGACUGAAUCUGCUGAACGGGAUUUGCGUUCAGAAAUUUCUGCAGAAAGUGAACAAUUAUUAUUUCAAAGCGUACAAACUAGUUCAAUUCAAACUGAAUCUGCUGAACGGGAUUCGCGUUCGGAAAAUGGAAGUUCUGUAGAAAGUAACCAAUCUAAUGAACAAUUAUUAUUUCAAAGCGUACAAAAUAGACCAAUUCGGACUGAAGCUGUUGAACAAAUGCAAAUUCUAACUCCAACUGUGUCUUUCGAUGAAAUUAUUUCACGUAUAUUUGAGAAUGAAGAUUCAAGAGAACCAGGUCCGUCUUCAAGAAGACGGAAAACUUUGUCGCCACAAAUUGAAGAAAGCUGCCGAUUUAAACGAGCCCGAUCUGUUUCACUAAAAAGUAUUUUUCUGCUACCAAACGGCUUCAAUAGUACACUUUAUUGGGUGGGCAAUGACUUAGUUAAGAUAAGCAACACCUGUGGGUUUGAUUCGAUAGCCCAAAUUUUCCUGGCUGCUAUAACUGAUGAUCCUUGCUAUGAGGCCAUACUGAAACUAUCUAAAAAUAAUGUAGCCCAAUUCUUACUGAAUUUACAAAAAAAAACUGAUCUAACAGAAGCUGUCCAAUAUCGCGAUUUCUACUUGGUUCAUAAAGAAGAUUCAAAUUUAAAGAAAAAUGAAUUAGGAGUUUGGGAAUUGAACUUAUUCGGAGCUUUAUCCAGAAUUUGGGAUACUUACUACGAUUCGAUGCAAGUCGGUCACUAUCACUUCAAUUGUUCUUGUGUCCCGAUGAAAACAAAACCUAAACAUUUCUUUUCAAUUGUUGACAAAGGUAUUAACGAAACGGAUCCAGAAAUAAGACAAAGAAAAAUUAAUAAUUUUAUAAGUGAUCAAUUGAACGAAUUGAUGCGGACUGAUAAAACUACAUGUCCAAAUUGUCGGUCAAAAAAUUACGGACUGGAGUUGGAAGAUCAAUUGUACAUUGAAAUUAUUAGCUUGAAUUCAAAUUGCACUCUUAAAUUCUUUCAAAGUAGUCUUAAUUUCUUGGAAAAAAAUUUCAGGCUUGCGGGUGUUAUUGAUCAUAAGCCAAAGCAUUUUAUAGCUUAUGUCAGACGAAUUGACGGAAGUUGGCAAAUUUAUGAUGAUAUGAAAAAAACGGUAGCCAAACUAGUCAAUAUUGACUUUAAAAUCCGUCCCGAAACUGCGAUAUAUGUCAGAGAAUGAUUAUCAACAAUUUUACGAUUGCAAAAAAUUAAACAAAUUAAUAAUUUAGUCGAUAAAGCGUUAAAAAGGUAAAAUUUGAAAAAUUAGUUCUUAAUUUUUCUGUAAGAUGGCGCUGCGCACCGGAUAUGAUGAUACGUCACUUUCCCGCCAAAAUU
Messenger RNA from Cotesia glomerata, 1995 nucleotides. RefSeq lists its product as uncharacterized. The transcript has a single exon. The record is from RefSeq and is a predicted model, not a curated record. Bases 35 to 1840 code for a protein of 601 amino acids. Lineage: Eukaryota; Metazoa; Arthropoda; Insecta; Hymenoptera; Braconidae.